Salvia splendens (bonfire salvia) is the source of this 1023-nucleotide messenger RNA. RefSeq names its product DNA-directed RNA polymerases II, IV and V subunit 3. Gene Ontology annotation, biological process: transcription by RNA polymerase II. Gene Ontology annotation, molecular function: DNA binding; protein dimerization activity. Lineage: Eukaryota; Viridiplantae; Streptophyta; Magnoliopsida; Lamiales; Lamiaceae. The record is from RefSeq and is a predicted model, not a curated record. The transcript has 3 exons. Gene Ontology annotation, cellular component: RNA polymerase II, core complex. The coding region runs from base 91 to 957 and encodes 288 amino acids.
GGUUAGUGAAAGAUAGGAGAAAUCGAAAUGGAGGGCGCUUCGUACUAGAGAUUCCCCAAAAUCAAAAUCCGGGAGGUGAAAGACGACUACAUGAAGUUCGAGCUGCGAGAGACCGACGCCAGCAUCGCCAAUGCGCUCCGCCGCGUCAUGAUCUCCGAAGUCCCCACCAUCGCUAUAGAUUUGGUGGAAAUCGAGGUCAACUCUUCCGUCUUGAACGACGAAUUCAUCGCCCACCGCCUUGGCCUCGUCCCUCUCAUCUGCGACCGAGCCAUGGCCAUGCGCUUCUCCCGCGACUGCGACGGCGAUGGCCAGUGCGAGUACUGCUCCGUCGAGUUUCAUCUCCGCGCGAAGUGCAUUAACGACUCAACGCUCGAUGUCACCUCCAAGGACCUAUACAGCUCCGACCACGCUGUUGUUCCCGUCGAUUUCUCUGAUGCUUCCUCCACAAUCGAUAAUACAGAGUCUCGGGGAAUUAUCAUAGUAAAGCUUUGUCGAGGUCAGGAGUUGAUUUUGAGAGCCAUAGCACGCAAAGGAAUUGGCAAAGAUCAUGCAAAAUGGUCGCCUGCGGCAACUGUCACUUUCAUGUAUGAACCUGAAAUCUAUAUCAAUGAAGAGUUGAUGGAAACCUUGACUAUGGCGGAGAAACAAGAGUUUGUUGACAGCAUUCCCACGAAAGUAUUUGACACUAACCCCCUGCAAUGGACAGUGCUCAAGAAAGCAGAGGCAAUGGGGAAACCCGACUUUGUUGAGAUCCAAGCCAAGGAAGACAGUUUCAUAUUCACCGUUGAGACAACAGGAGGCAUAAAAGCAUCACAAUUGUUAAUCAACGCCAUUGAGAUCUUGAAGCAGAAGCAGGACGUUGUUCGCUUGUCAGCAGACACUGUGGAAGCUGAUGAGCAGUUUGGUGAGUUGGGAGCACAUGCGCGGGGGCUGUGUAGCACCCCGGAAAAUUUUUGACUUUUUUUUAUUUGAUGGCUUAUUUUCGUUUUAUUAAUGUGGAUGUUGAUGCAUUUUUGGAAAUUG